Molecule: messenger RNA, 309 nt
Organism: Rhizophagus irregularis DAOM 181602=DAOM 197198
Lineage: Eukaryota; Fungi; Glomeromycota; Glomeromycetes; Glomerales; Glomeraceae
Source: RefSeq, a predicted model, not a curated record
AUGACUGAAAAUUUAAGUUCUGGUGGUUCUUCACAAACUACUAGUACUGUUAGGUCUCAUUUUACGUUGGUUGAGGAAUCAACAAAAGCCCAAUCGCUAAGUAUAAGUGAGCUAGCGGAAACACAACAAAUCUUCACAAACACUUAUAAAGGAAACAUCCCAGUAAAGUUGAACAUGAAGCAGAAAGCACUGUCAUUUAAAUUAGGGCCAGGACAUAUAUUACCUAAUAUUUUAGGGGGUGGAGAGGUUGCUUUUGCUGUGAUGGAAGAAGAGAGAAAUCGUCAAGGACUCUCGAAUUUUGUUCUCUAG